This is a messenger RNA of Aspergillus candidus, 429 nucleotides long. RefSeq lists its product as uncharacterized. The record is from RefSeq and is a predicted model, not a curated record. The coding region runs from base 34 to 273 and encodes 79 amino acids. Lineage: Eukaryota; Fungi; Ascomycota; Eurotiomycetes; Eurotiales; Aspergillaceae. The transcript has a single exon.
GCCACGACCAUCGUCCAGUCUUUACCCACGGCGAUGUGUUGCCUUCGGUCUACGGAUCGAUCCGUUCUGGAGAAUAAAUCACUCCUUGAUAGGAAGUUCGCCUCUCGUUGGGUCCUCUUCAGUGAGGGCGAUGAGGGGGGAAUGUCGAUGACGGGAUACAUACCUUUUCUUUAUUGUUUUGCUUUAAAAACACAAUUCGUAUUGAGUGUCAUGAAUGCAAUUUUUUUUUCUGCAGUAAUGUCUGAAAUUUUCACGUACUGUGGCUUUCUGUAGUGUCGAAUGAUUCACUCGAAAGGGGGUGACAUUCUUUCUUCCAUUCGCGGUCCCUGAACCUGGAAUGACCUCCUGCGAUCCUCAGCCCCUGUGCUAUGGUACUGAUGCAAGCUCACAGGGAGAGAGAAUUGGACCAUGGUCCGCGACUUGAGAGAA